This is a messenger RNA of Rotaria sordida, 7683 nucleotides long. NCBI's taxonomy places the organism in Eukaryota, Metazoa, Rotifera, Eurotatoria, Philodinida, Philodinidae. The record is from the annotation of a GenBank genome assembly.
AUGGCAGAAUCAAUAAAAAAUUCUGAAAAUAAUUUAUCUAAAAUUUAUUCAUCAUCUUCAAAUCAACAUUUACUUUUUGCUGAAACACUUCGUGAUUGGCGUGAUCCUUUAUUCCAUGGUCAUGAUCCAAUACCUGUACCACUUUGUCCACGUUGUGCUGUAUGUAAAUGUGAAUCAUUAAAAGAUUUUCGUAAUACAUCAUCUAGCUCUAUUCAUCAUUAUGAUCAUCAUCAUCAUCAUCAUAAACAUGAUCCAUCGUGUCCAAAUUUUCGUCAUCAACAUGAACGAGCUAAAACACCAAGUCAACAACGUCCUAUUACUAAAUCUAAACGACGUGCUAUUUCACAUGAUCCAUUACUAACGGUGCUAAAUACUUCAUCUAUAAUAAAGUCAAAAUCUUCUGAAUAUUCUCCAUUAAUACAAACAAUUGAACGAAAAAAAUCGUCAUCGAAAAUACCGGUAAGAAUUUCAACAUCAACAAAUAAUUAUUCGCCAUCACCAUCACCAUCAUCAUCAUUAUUAUUAAUUAAUAAAUCUCAAUCAUUAAAUAAAAAAACAAAAAUUCCACGAUUAGUAUUAGCUUCUAGUUUAUCAUCAUCAACAAAAACAACUGAUGAUUUAUAUGAAAUAGAUAGUUUAAAUGAUGAUGCUGAUGGAACAUCAGAAAUUAUAUCUGAUAAUGAAAAUAUAUCAUUGAAAGAAACCAAUAAUAUGGAUGAACAACUAUUAAUAAAAAAAAAGAAAAAACAUAAACACAAUCUAUCAAUACCAGAUAAACGACAACGACAAUCUCGUUAUAAAGAAAAAGAAGUCAAUAAUCAUGCAUCUACUAGUAAUGAUUAUGGACAUACAUGCGUUAAUAAAACAAUACUCGCUUUACGUGGUCGUCAUUCAAAAUCUAAAUCAACAUCAAGUUCUUUAUCAUCUUCUUCACAAUCACUUUCUCCAUUAAGAAAAAAAUCUCAUUCAUUACGUCAUCGUCGAUCUUCAAAUUCUCAAAUUCUUUCAUCAUUAUCAUCAUUAAAUACUUCUGAAAAACUUCAAUCCAAACAAUAUUUUCAAAUACAUCCACAUUCAACAGUAGUUUCUACUGAUCAAUCAAAUCAUUUAUCUUCUCAAACACCAUCAUUAUUAUCAUCAUCAUCAUCAUCAUCAAUUUAUCUUAUUCAAGUAGCAAAUCAAACGAAUUCAUUUGGUUUAACAAAAACAAUUCCAUAUGUUUGGAAAAAUACAAAUAUAGAAAAUGAAGAAAAUAAAUUUUAUCCAAAUUUUUCAAUUGAACAAAUUCCACCAAUAAUUAAUAAUAAUAAUAAUAAUAAUAAUAAUAAUAAUAAACGUUCUAUACCAAUAUCAUCACGAAAUAUAAUUUUACAACGUGGUCAAAUUGAUUAUUGGCAAAAUUUUCAAACAUCAUCAGAUUCUAUUCUAACAUCAUCAUGUCAAAAUUUGACGGGAUCAGCAUCUCAUUUACUUUGUUCAUCAUCAUUAAUACAACAAACUAAAACAAAUAAAAAUUCUCAUGGUAAUAUUAUAUCAAUAACAACAACAAAACGUUAUCAACCAUCAUUAUUAAAUAAAACAAAAUAUAUACAAUGGAAUAUUGAAGGAAAUGGUAAACAACUUCGAUAUUCAAAAAUAAAAUGGCAUAGUGAUCAACAAUUACAUAAACAUAAUCGUUUAAAAAAAAAAUCUCAAAAAAAAUCUAUAAUAAAUAAUCAUACAGAUACUGGAGGAUCAUCUAGUGAACAAAAUAAUCAAUCGGCACCAUUAAUUCUUUAUCAUGAAAAUAAUACAAAUCUAUUAAACGAAACUCCAGAAGUAUUAGAAAAACCGUCAAUGAAUACUAAUUCAAAACAAAUAGAUUCAAUUGUACCUGAUUAUUCUUUAUCUCAUUCUGAUAAAAACAAUAAAACAUCAUUAUCUGAAAUAUCUAAUGAAAAAAUAAUUCAUUCAUCAUCAACAUCUCCAACUAAAUCUAAACAAAUAUUAUAUGCAAGUACAGAUGAAGAUGUUGAUGAAAUAAAUUCACAUUAUUUUGAAGAUAUUGAUCGAUCAAUAACAACAACAAUUGAAGAUUAUCGUGAAAAAUUAAAUAUACGUUUAUUAUCUUUAAAUAAUGAACAAAAUAGUAAUCAAUUAAAUUCAAUAUAUCGUCCAAGAAUAUUAUCAACUGAAUGUUCACAAAUAACAAUUGAUUCAGGUGUUGAUAUUGGAAGUGAACAAAAAAUUUAUCAACCAAAUAUAACAUUAACUAUUGAUGAACAAAUAACUGAUCAUAAUGAUUUAUUUGCAUUAUUAGAUGAUUCAUUAAUUGGAAAAGAAUCUAAAAAUUUCUUAUUAAAUCAAUCUAUCAUAGAAAAUAAUGAACAUACAACAACAACAUCAAUAAAUAAAACUGAGCAAAAUAUUUAUUGUUCAAUGAAAAAUAAUUUAAAUAAUAAACAAGAUCUAUAUAAAAGUUAUGAACUUGAAACAAUUAGUGAUGAAGAUGAAGAUAAUUAUAUAAAAGAAAAGAAUUCAAAUGAAUUAAUAAUAACAUUAGAUAAUUCAUUAUUAAAAAAUUCUUUAUCAUCAAUACCUCCAUUAUUUGAAUUUAAAUUACCAACAUUUGGUGAAUGGAUCGAUCGUGCAUUUACAACAUUUCUUUCUAAUACAAAUCAAAAUCAAUCAGAAUCAAUAUUAUCAAGUCGUUCAUCAUCAAAUUUAUCAAUGCAUACUUCACAAAGUACAAUUAAUACAUCAUCAUCAUCACAAGUUAUAACUGUUCGUGAUAAUUUUAAUUUACAAAAUAUAUCACAAGAUGAAAAUAGUGAUUUUCAUCAAACACAAACAUUUAUACAUGAUGAUGAACAUAGUCUCAAUGAUAUGUCAAGUUCAAGUUUAAAUUGUGAAAAGGUCGAUUUUGACACAUAUAUUAUCAAUAGUAAUUAUGAAAAGAUCAAUCCUUCAAUAAUAUAUGAACAAAAUGAAAUUCCUUUCAUAAAUGAACGAUCAAAAUCGUUAUUAUCAUCAAUAACAUCAUCGAUUGAAAAUGAUGGUCAAGAGGUAAUGAACAACAAAAGAAGAAUGCCAAACUAUGAUGAUGAUAAUGAUGAUGACGAAAAGAUUUCUAAGAAAAUAUCAACAACAAUAAAUCCAAAUGAUUUAUCAUCAUAUACAAUUUAUGAAAAAUUUCAAUAUUCUUCAAAUAGUCAUGAUUCAUUAAAUCAAUCUGAUCAUCAUAUAGAUACAACGACGUCAUCAAUUGAUGAUUUAACAAAAACAAAUCAAUUUUUAACAUCAAUAUUUCAUUCAAAAGAUUCAGCACUUGGUUUAUCAGAUGAUAAUUUAAAUAAUUUACAAACAAAUCAAUUAAUUAUAUUCGAUGAUAAUCAUAAUAAUAAUAAUAAUAAUAAUAAUAAUAUUUCAUCAUUGUUUAAAGAUACAACUAUCGAUCAUAUUGAAAUACCGAUUGAUGCACUGACUAAUGUUAACAUUGAAACUACGCAAAAAACUGAUGCAAUGAUUUCGAUUAAUAAUGAAAUACAAUUAGAUGAAUAUAAAAAUACUAUUGAACGAACAAUAUCAACAAGUUCAUCAGAACAAUUAAUACCAAAAGAAAAACAAACUGGAAUGUAUUAUAAAGCAUUCGGUAGUUCAGCUACAAUUAAUCUAACUGAACAGUAUAAUUGUGAAUGGUUACCACAAGAAAAAUCAAGUUCAACAACAAUUGAAAAAUCUUUUGAAAUUGAUAAUAAUAAUCAUGUUCGUAUUGUUCAUCAAAGUCAAAUAAUAGGUGAUAAUGAAGAUGAAUUUUAUUAUUCACCACAAACAACAUUUCAUGCAUGUCAUUCAUGUCCAAAUUUAAAUUCUAAUUUAAUAAAUUUUCCUUUACGUGAACGUUCAUAUUCAUUAACAACACUUGAUGCUUAUACACAUUUAAAUAUAACAUAUGAUAUAUUAGAACAAAUUUGGCAUUCAUUACUUAAUGUUACAUUUAGUGAUAAAGAUGAUAAUGAAUUAAAUGAAUAUAAAUUACGACAUAUAAUUGGUUUAUCAAAUUCAUAUACAAAUAUAAAUCAUUCAUCAAUUGAAAAAUCUCAUAGUCAUAAUGAUAUAUUUUCUAUUAUGAAUAAAACAAAUCAAAAAUCAAUAACAAAAAUUAAAUCAAAAUCAUUUGAUAUAACAUCAUUAAUGAAACAACCAAUAUCAACAUCAUCAAUAAAUAAUUCUGUUAAUAUUGGUCUUUUACAAGGUGCUGAUAUAUCAGAACCAUUUGCUGAUCGUUUAAUAUCAAUAUCAAUACAAUCUGAUCUUGAAAGUAUGCAAUCAUUAGAACAUGAACAAAUAUCAAAUGAAAAUUCUUUAACAUCAUCACUACCUAAAGAAUCAUUAAAUUAUAUUUUUAAUUUUACAAAUCAAAUUGAUAAUAAUAAUAAUGAUGAUGAUUAUGAUGAAUAUGAUGAUUUAGAACCAACAAUUGAAAUUGAAAAUAAACCAUUAAAUAUUGCUGUUACAUUUAAUGAUAAUGAUGAUAAUGAAGAGAAUAUUUUACCUAUUGUACAAAUACAUGAUACAUAUACUGAAUUAUCAUUAUUUCGUCCACAUUCAUUAUCAACAAUACCAAGUUCAAGAGCAAGUCAAUAUGCAUCAAGUGUUGAUAGUGAUGAUAUAUUUGAACAUGGACAUCAUUUAAAUAAAGAAAAUUCUGAUGAUAAUUAUCAAAAUCAUAUAAGUGAUGAUGAUCAUGGUGUUAUUGGAUCAGAUUUUUCUUCACCACAAUCACGACCACUUUCAUCAAUAAAAAGUCAACCAUUAUCACCAGAACAAAAUCAGGAAUUUAAAUCUGUAAAUUUUUCUGAUAUUGAUCAUGAUGCAUGGGAACGAUGUAUAGAUGAACCAAUAUUUUAUGAUGAUCUUUGUCUUGAUUAUAAAAAUGAAGAAGAAUUAUUAUCUAUAAAUCAACUUUCAAAUAAUUUAAUAACAAUUGUUCCAUUAGAAUCAUUAAAUCAUAAAGAAACAUAUGUAACAGAUCAAAUUGAACCUACUAUUUCAUUAAUUAAUGAACAUGAAGAAAAAAAUUUAGAUUCAGAUAAUUUUAUUGAAAAUAAUGAUCAAAAUAAACAACAUGAAAUUAUUGAACAAGAUUAUUUAUUAAUUGAACAACAAUCUAAUAUUUAUCUUGAUCCAAAUGAACUUGUUCAUCGUUUAGAACAAUUAGAUUUAUCAAAUAAACAAGAAAUAAUACCUAAUCUUAAUUUUAUUAAUAAUCAACAAGAAAAUUUUAAAUCUAAUAUUGAACAUUUAACAUCUAUAAUUAAUGAUAUUCAUCAAAUAAAUCAUACAAAAAUAACAUCAAUGAAAAAACUUGUUUUACAUGAACCAUUAAAUAUAGAACAACAAUAUUCUUCAACAACAACAACUAAACCAAUACGUUAUCAAAAUCAUUCUAUUGAUAAAGUAUCUGAUUUAGAAAUAGUUAAACAAGGUAAAGGUUUUAAAAUUGGUUAUAUUGAUCGACAAGGUACUGAUCAACGUGUUAUAUUAACAAAACGAAUUGAAACUGGAACAGAUAUUAAAGAACGUGAUCCACAUAUUCGUUUACCACAUAAAGAACGACGAUUAUUAAAUCAAACAUUUAGUUCAGUAUUAUAUACAAAUGGUAAUAAUACAAUACAAGAAGAUAAAACUUUUCAACAUUCAGCUAAUGAUAUUGAAGUACCAACAAUUGGAACUAAUCCAAAACAUUUUGAUGAGUCGGAUAUGAUCUCUAUUGAUAUAGAUGGUCCAUCAACAAUGCUUAGUUCUAUUUGUGAAUCAAUUGUUAUAACACAAGGUUCUGUUUAUACAAAUAAUUCUUCAAAAUCACAAUGUGAUAAUUCAAAAAUUCAAUCUAUAUGUGAUUCAUCAUCACUUCCUAUUUCAAAUGAAUUUGAAGAAUAUCAUAUGCAAACAUCUCAUGCAUUAAAAAAUGAUAAAAUUCAAGUAUUCAAUUCAUGGCAUGAUCAUACUAUUAUUAAUGGUAGUAGUACAUCAUGGCGUAGUCCAUUUAAACCAAUAAAACAUGUUCAACAAUCAAUAAAUAAUUCACCAUUACAUCAUAUUGAAUAUAAUUCUUUUGAUUCAAAUAGACAACAAAAAUCUACACGUGAUAUAUCUUUAUCACCUAUAACAUUACCUUUCGAAAAACAUUUUCAAACAAUAAGUACAUCACCAAUAACAAUUCGUCAAACAGUUGAUCAAUCAUGUCAAUAUAGUCCACAAUUAAUAACUCAUGAUCAAAAUUUACAAUGUUGUUUAGAAAAAAGAACAACAUAUACACAAGUAUCAUCAUAUGAAAUACCCGGUUUUUUACAAACACAAGAUGGAAUACAAACAACAGAUAAUUUUCAUUCUCGAACAAUAUUAAUACAUCCAACAACACUUGAACGUAGUUCUGAUUCUGGUAUACUUGUUGAUGAUAAUAAUCGUAUUAAAUCAAAUUUAGCUUUACAAAUUGAUAUGAAAAGUUCAUCAUCAGAUAGUGAAGAUAUAUCUGAAUUAACAACACGUUCAAUUAUACGACAUACAACAUUAAAUAAUAAUAAUAAUAAUAAUAAUAUUAUAUUUGAAAAUCCAACAAUAAUAAAUUCAAAUUUAAAAAUAUCAACAAAUAAUAUUGAACAAGAAAUUUUACAAUUACGUCGUGAACGAGCUCAUAUACUUGAUUUACUUUCAUUAAAUUGGACUCGAUCAAAUAUAUGGGUAGAAUUAACAGAAGCAAAAUUAAAUUAUAUUAUUGGAGAAACAGAUGCUCUUCUUCGUUCACUUUCAUUUGAUUCAACAACAAUUGAUAAUGAAACAGUAAAAUUAAAAAUGCAUCAAUAUGAAGAAGAGAUGACACAAUUAACACGUCAGCAUUUAGCUGUUUAUCGUGAACGUUUAGAAGAUUCAAAAAAACAAUUAGAUAUUAAAAUUGAUGAAUUAGAAUUAAAAAAAUCUUCUAUUGAAAAUCAUACAAUAAAUCAGGUAUCAACAUAUGAAUAUACACCACGUUCAAUAAAUAAUAAUAAUAAUAAUAAUAAUAAACGAUUAAAAUCGUUUUUAAGUACAAGUGCUGAAAAUUUAACUCUUACACCUAUACAUGAUACUAUAGCCCGCCAUCCACAUUUACUUGAUGUUUCAUUUUUAACAUCAACUCCAUUAAAAAUAACUGAUCAUCAAACACAUUCUUCGAAUUAUCAAGAAAAUAAUAAUGAAACAAUUCGGAAAAAUUAUCGAACAAAAACGACAUUUUGUCCUAUAUCAACAACUAAUCAUCAAUAUGAUUAUUCAACAAAAAUAAAUAAUCAAAAUAAUGGAAAUUUAUCAAAUAUGGAAGGUUUAAGUAAAAGUCAACAAGCGAUUUUAGAUGAAACGGAUAAACUUGUUAAAGAUUCACAACAAUUACAUACAGAAUCAGCUUCACAAUUUGAACGAGCAAGAGAAAUUCAUAAAUUUUUUUUCCUCUUACUCUAUGUAUGUAAAAUCAGUGAAACACCUAUUCGAUUAGCACGAGCAAAUAUGGCUGCAUCUCGUCUUUCACCUCGUUUAGAAAAUAAAACUUAUAUAUCAAAUAAUGUAACACUUGCUGAAUUAUUUAAAUAUGAACAGUCAUUAACAAAAGAAGCAACAAAAAAUCAUCGAAAUAUUUAUUCAAAUACAAAAACAACUAGUGAAUCUUAA